AAUUUCCAAUACGAACAAAGUCAUGUUCAAGGUCUUUAAUUAAUCUUAUCAGGCAUUUUAUUACAUCAUUAUUUCAUUUGGUAUCGAUCAUUUUCAGUACAGUUGCCACCUCCCUGCGAUUAGUACGUGUUCCGGCCUGAAAAUUCAAUAAUGUCUACAGCCGGUAAAGUGAUCAAGUGCCGUGCGGCGGUCGCCUGGGCGGCCGGGAAGCCGCUGUCGAUCGAGGAGAUCGAGGUGGACCCGCCCAAGGCCGGCGAGGUGCGCGUGAAGAUCGUCGCGACGGGGGUGUGCCACACGGACUCGUACACGCUGUCGGGGCAGGACCCCGAGGGCGUGUUCCCGGUGGUGCUGGGCCACGAGGGCGGCGGCGUCGUGGAGAGCGUCGGCGCCGGCGUCACCACCGUCAAGGUGGGCGACCACGUCGUCCCCCUCUACGUGCCUCAGUGCAAGGAGUGCAAGUUCUGCCUCAACCCAAAAACCAACCUCUGCCAGAAAGUCCGCAUCACCCAGGGUCAAGGCGUGAUGCCCGACGGCACCAAGCGCUUCCACUGCAAGGGGCAGGACUUGUUCCACUUCAUGGGAUGCUCCACCUUUUCUGAGUACACAGUUGUGGCUGAAAUUUCAAUCUGUAAAGUGGCUGAUGCAGCAGCUUUGGAUAAGGUCUGCCUGCUGGGCUGCGGAGUGCCAACUGGAUACGGAGCUGCUUUGAACACUGCUAAGGUAGAGCCCGGCUCAAACUGUGCCAUAUUUGGUCUUGGAGCAGUUGGUCUUGCUGUAGCACUCGGCUGCAAAGCUGCUGGAGCCAAGCGCAUCAUCGGUGUGGACAUCAACCCAGCCAAGUAUGAAGUGGCCAAGAAAUUUGGUGUGAAUGAGUUUGUCAACCCUAAGGACCACGAGAAGCCCAUCCAGCAGGUUCUGGUGGACCUGACCGAUGGUGGCCUGGACUACACCUUCGAGUGCAUUGGUAAUGUGAACACCAUGAGGGCUGCCCUGGAGGCAUGCCACAAGGGCUGGGGAGUGUCGGUCAUCAUCGGUGUGGCGGCGGCCGGACAGGAGAUCUCCACUCGCCCCUUCCAGCUUGUGACGGGACGCACAUGGAAAGGAACAGCUUUCGGAGGCUACAAGAGCCGUGACAGUGUUCCCAAGCUGGUGGAGGACUACCUCAACAAGAAGCUGCCUCUUGAUGAGUUUGUGACCCACAAUGUGAAGCUGGACGAGAUCAACGAAGCCUUCCACCUCAUGCACGAAGGAAAGUCCAUCAGGGCUGUUGUCCUCCUGUGAAACUCUCUAUACUGAAUACCUGGCAUUUAUAUUCUUGUUAACUAUUAUAAGUAAACUGUUUUGUACUAUUUAUUUUUAUUAAAACAUAAUGUUUUAAUAA
Messenger RNA from Plutella xylostella (diamondback moth), 1381 nucleotides. RefSeq names its product alcohol dehydrogenase class-3 Fdh (gene Fdh). Lineage: Eukaryota; Metazoa; Arthropoda; Insecta; Lepidoptera; Plutellidae. Gene Ontology annotation, molecular function: zinc ion binding; S-(hydroxymethyl)glutathione dehydrogenase [NAD(P)+] activity; alcohol dehydrogenase (NAD+) activity. The record is from RefSeq and is a predicted model, not a curated record. Gene Ontology annotation, biological process: formaldehyde catabolic process. Gene Ontology annotation, cellular component: cytosol.